Amphiprion ocellaris (clown anemonefish) is the source of this 8888-nucleotide messenger RNA. It is a transcript of the gene cabin1, whose product is annotated as calcineurin binding protein 1. Gene Ontology annotation, cellular component: nucleus. Gene Ontology annotation, molecular function: nucleosome binding; protein binding. Gene Ontology annotation, biological process: chromatin organization. The transcript is spliced from 39 exons. Bases 224 to 6910 code for a protein of 2228 amino acids. Lineage: Eukaryota; Metazoa; Chordata; Actinopteri; Pomacentridae. The record is from RefSeq and is a predicted model, not a curated record.
GCUGUGACGCAAACACUCACAUCCAUGUUUAACAACAACAAAGGAUGAUGGAUAAAUGAAGUUUCUAAAUUGCUUUGUGCUUUGCGGCCGUAAUGUUAUGAAAGGUUGCUGUCUUUCGCAAGUAUCUGCAACUUUAAAUAUGCAGUUAAACCGGGAAUGAGUGGUAGAUACAAUCAAAAUCUGCAAACCGUGAAGGCGGAAGGUCUGCUUUCCAGAAACUAAAAUGAUUCGCAUUGCAGCACUAAAUGCUGCUUCGACAGCUGCAGAUGAAUCUCAAGAUCCUCUGAGAAGUAACAAGAGUCAGACAAAAGAGGCUCAAGAAGCCGAGGCCUUUGCUUUGUAUCACAAAGCUUUGGAUCUGCAAAAACAUGACAAGUUUGAGGAAUCUGCGAAGGCCUAUCAUGAGCUUCUCAAAACUCCACUGCUCAAAGAGGCCAUGCCCUCAGACGAUCAGAGAGUGGGUCUUAAGCAUCCCGGACUGAUGUUGAAAUAUUCCACUUUCAAAAACUUGGCGAGUAUGGCUGCGUCGCGGGAUGACCUUGAGACUGCUAUGGAGUUUUAUUUAGAGGCAGUGAUGUUGGAUUCCACUGAUGUAAACAUGUGGUACAAAAUUGGUCAGGUUGCUGUGCGACUGGUGCGCAUUCCUCUAGCUCGUCAUGCGUUUGAGGAGGGAUUGCACUGCAACCCAGACCACUGGCCCUGUCUGGACAACCUCAUAACUAUUCUCUACACACUCAGUGACUACACCUGCUGUUUGUACUUCAUUGCCAAAGCCCUGGAGAAGGAUCAUUGUUACACAAAAGGCCUGGUGUUGAAGGAAAAAAUGUUUGAGGAGCAGCCUUGUCUGAAGAGGGAUACAAUGCAGAUGUUCAUGAAAUGCGAUAUGUCUAUUCACUAUGUGGAAGUGGAAGAAGAGGAACGCAAAUUGAUUGUGGAAGAGGCACUGGAAAUACGGAGGCGCAGGCAGGCGCUCUCUCACUGUGAACCUAAACCCGACCUCGUCCUGAUUCAGCCCAUCCGCUGCCUGUCAUGGAAGCAUGUGGGCGAAAGCCUUCUUGCAAUGUACAGACAUCAGACCACAUGUGAGCCUCCUCGCCCGAGCCUUGGCCGCAAAAUUGACCUGUCAGAAUACCGUGACCCAAACUUCCUCCAGAACCUCCCCCAGCCGACCAGCCCUAUCAGUAUGGGCCAGACCACUGUGCUGAGCAGCAGCCCCAGUUCAUCCCUGCCACCAGUGACGUUCCCUGAACCGGUAGUGCUGCCCCAGUGCAGCACUCAACCUCAUAUUACCCCCAGCCAGACCACUGUGGAGGUCACCACUUCUGCUCAUCCUGUUGCUACAGCAAUGGAAGUUUCGCUGACAGAUAAAGUGAAGAAAGCUCCAAAAAGGAAACGUAUGGUGGAAGAUAGUGGGGAGACAGCCAAGCGACGCUCAGCACGUGUUCGAAACACAAAGUGCAAGAAGGAAGAGAAGAUUGAUUUUCAAGAACUGCUUUUUAAAUACCUACCUUCCAGGCUAAAGAAAUUUGAUCCAGAUAAUGAUGAUGAGAGUCUGAGUAACCUUGAAGCACAGUGUGAUGGGAAGGAGAGCAUACAGCCUCUGCAUGGGAGUUGCUUGCCUGUUGAGUCAGUUGAAUACAUGGAGUCUGAACAACAGGAUGUCCACAACUUCCUUCUCAAUAAUAUGACUAAUGGUGGUAUACUGGACGUGAUGAUGCAGUAUCUGAAAGCAGUGGGUCAGAAGUUCAUGGAGGAGUGGCCUCGGGGCCUGACUGCUGUGGUGCUGGAGGUCUAUCAGACCUGGAGGAAGCACAGCAGUGGUCUUCCUAACCCGCUACUUCGGGACUGCAGCAACCAACACAUUCGGGAAAUGUUGGCAAUGAGCUUAGCUUGUAUGGAGUUGCAGCUGGAGCAGUGGUUACACAGCAAAGGGAAGAUUGCUGCUCCCAGAAGAAGCAGCAGUGGUCCCAGCAACGAUGCAACAGACUCUGAAUUCCCUGGGCAGCACUUCCAGGGUGAUUUGUUACUCUUAGCGCUAGGUUCAUCCCAAAGAGACCUAUUCGAGGAUGACUGGCUGGAUGUCAUGGUGCGUGUCUACUGGCUAAAGGCACGAUUCUUGACCCUGCAGGGAGACAUGGAGUUGGCCCUUGAGAGCUAUGAUGUCUGUAUAGGCCUGUUGCCGAGCAAACCAAAGAACCCAGAUGGGAAACAUUACACAAUCAACUUACCUAACCUUCGUGUAGAUGCUGCAAUUUCUGUGGAGGAGAUUGACAAGAGGCUGAAGUCUCUGGAGCGUUGUCAGUCACUGGAGGAGAUCCAGCGUCUCUUUGAGUCUGCAGACUUUGAGUCCGUGGUACGCCUGCUGCAGCCUACUCUUAAUUAUGGGAGCAGGAGCAAACCUCUGGAGUUUGUGAGCUCAGCGCCAGAGCGUCCUGCACAGUUGAUGCUACUGCAGAACUCACUGCUGAAGCUGCACGACUACCAGCAGUGUUUGGACUGCAGUGAGCUGGCUUUGAACGAAGCCCUUCAGCAGCUCAACUCUGCUUCAAACAGCUCUCCCCCUAGCAAGGAGGAGUGGGUCAGCACCAUUCAAAAGUUGCUGGAUGGCAUUGAGGUCUGCUUCAACAAAGAGUCUGAGCUUCUAAGCAGUGUUCCCCACUUCUCUAGCAUGGCUCGACUGGCAAACAACCUGAUUCAGCUAAUUGAUCUUAGCAUGACCAUUUCUGAUGAUCCCAAGGAGCCUUACUUCUUCUCAGUUCUGCCUUGGAUUAUCCUGUAUCGGAUUAUCAAACAUGAGGAGGCUGCUUUUGACUGUAUGCUUCGACAGCAUAUGUCCGUCGGGGAUGAUGAAGAUGACUCAGACACUCCCAUGCUACCCUCCUCCCUGAUGCUCCUGAACACAGCCCACGAGUAUCUUGGCCGUCGUUCCUUGUGCUGCAACUCAGAUGGUGCACUUCUCAAGUUCUAUGUUCGAGUUUUGGAGAAAGAGUUCAUAGCCUCUACCAAAAAUGAAUCUCAUCCCUACAAAGAGGAGUUGGAGAUGGCCCUGGAACAGUGCUUUUUCUGUCUCUAUGCUUACCCCAGUAAAAAGAGCAAGGCCCGCUACCUGGAGGACCACUCAUCUCCACAAGUUGAGCUUCUGUGGAGCGAUGCCCUCUUCAUGUUCCAGUAUUUCAAACCAAAGUCACUGCCUGAGUUUGACAGCUAUAAGACAAGCACAGUGUCUGCAGAAUUAGCCAAUCUGCUGAGGAGGUUUUCUGGAAUCACCCCCCAAAGUGACACUCCCACACUCACCAUGGAUGAAGUGGCAGCCUACAUCGAGGACUCGGCAGAAAAGGCCCCAUGCCUUCCUGCGGGCAGCGCUCCUGCACCUCCAAUCAUCAAUGAGAUGUACUACCUGCUGGCUGAUUAUCAUUUCAAGAACAAGGAGCAGUCCAAAGCCAUCAAGUUCUAUAUGCACGACAUAUGCGUGUGUCCCAACAGGUUUGACUCCUGGGCAGGUAUGGCUUUAGCUAGAGCCAGUCGUAUCCAGGACAAGCUCAACUCUAAUGAGCUGAAAAGUGACGUACCAAUAUGGAAGCACUCCCAGGCAGUACUUAACUGCUUUAAGAGAGCCCUGGAGAUCGACAGCUCUAACCUGUCUCUGUGGAUUGAGUAUGGGACAAUAUCAUACGCACUGCAUUCGUUUGCUUCACGGCAGCUCAAACAGUGGCGUAAUGAGCUUCCCCCAGAGGUGAUUAAACAGAUGGAAGAAAGGAGAGACUCCAUGUUGCAGACAGCAUUUCAGUGUUUCCAGGGUGCUUCCAGUUGUGAAGGUGACAGUGAUGAAGAAGAGUGGCUUAUUCACUACAUGCUGGGGAAGAUAGCAGAGAAACGCAAACAGCCGCCCGUGGAAUAUCUGAAGCUUUACAAUAAGGCAGCACACUAUCUGCAUGAAGAAGCUGCCAGGUACCCCCGGAAAAUUCAUUACCAUAAUCCUCCUGACCUAGCCAUGGAAGCCCUGGAGUUGCACUUCCGUCUGAGUGCCACCAUCCUAAAACUUCUUGAGGCUGAUGAACCUGAUCUGGAACAUGAGCCCUUGUUUACUUUGCUGGUCGAGGCGGCUACAGGGCCUUUCGCGAGAGGGGAAGAGAAGAGUAUGCCAAGUAUGCCAAGGACCCAUGAAAAGGAGAAGCCCCCCACUAUGAUGGAUGAAGACUUUAAUUGCUCCUCAGUUUGCAUAGGGAAUGUCCUCAGCUCCUCUCUGCCAUCAGUUGCCACCCCAGGUCUGACAACUCCUCCUUACGUGGCCACGCCAUUUGACCAUGAUUACGCCAAACGCAAAACACUCCGAAGGCAGCAGUGGCAGCAACAACGGCAUGAGGAGCAGCAGGCUGAUGCCUCACCAGAGUUUGACCAUGAUUACUGCCUGCCCAGGUCUUCACUAUGGCUGGCUUCCCUGAAUGAACGCAGUCAGGACAGUGAGGUGGUGUUGCUUUCUGACUCCAACUCCACCCAGGAUGCCUUCACAGAUCCCACCAGUUCACAAGACAGCAGCCACAAGCCUGCCUCGGGGAAAGCCAGUUCUUCAUCCUCAGAAAGUACAACCCCUGUGAAGGAUGGGCAACCCACAUCUGAAGACACAGUGCCACACGGAGAGCAUACUGGCAUCCAGACGGAAGAGAAAGUGAUCCAGGAAGUAGUCGAGGUGGUGGUGAUAAUCCCUGACGCUUCAGCCACCAAGGUCUCUGCAGACCCCAGUCCUGUGCCUGUCCCAGCCACCCCUCCGAAGUCAGCCACAUCCCAGCAGGCCACUCCUCAGACCCCAGCCAGCGAGGGCAAGAAGAAGCCAGAGCCCCCUGCCGAGGUGAUCGAAGUGCCUAAAGCCCUGCCUGCAGAACGUGCUGAUCAGAGACGAAUGCUGGUGGAAAUGUGUGUCCGUGCUCUCUUUCUCUGCCUCGGCCGCUUUCCUCAGCACUACAAGAGUCUCUACCGCCUGGCCUUCUUCUAUACCAACAGCAAGACCCAUCAGAACCUACAAUGGGCCAGAGAUGUGUUGCUAGGAAGCAGUGUCCCAUGGCAACAGCUGAAGCACAUGCCAGCACAAGGACUUUUCUGUGAAAGAAACAAGACAAACCUGUUCAAUGGCAUCUGGCGUAUUCCAGUAGAUGAGAUUGAUCGCCCAGGAAGUUUUGCAUCUCAUAUGAACCGAUCCAUUGUCCUCUUACUGGAGGUGCUGUCUCAGCUUAAGGAUCACGAUACUCUGCUGAAAGUGUCUUUCAUGCUUCAGAGAACCCCUGAUCAGGGAAAGAAGUAUUUGCGGGAUGUUGACCGCCAGGUUUUGGCCAAGAGAGCAUUUUUCCUAACUGUAAAAGUCCUGGAGGACAAUCUGAACAGUCUCACAGGGGUGUCUGAGCAGCUUCACAAAGCUCCUGCGACCUCCAUGGGGGAGAUGACCACAACGGACACAUCCAACAGGCCCAGUUCAGAGGACAGCAAACAUGGAGUGCCUAAGAAGCCUGGGCUCACAGAGGGAGCCUGUGCUGCUGACACAGGGCCCAGGGAAGCCUCUCAGGCACAACUCACCCCACCACUACCAUCCACAGAUAAAGUGAUUAAGGUUCAGGAGAGCUGCCCUGGAAAGGUGGAGACUACUGGGAAUGAGGGGCACAAAUCAGGGCCAGAGGAACCAAUGGAACUGGACUCUGCCCACUGGAGGAAGCCCUCUAAUACAACAGAUUCUCAGGGCAACCAAACAGAGGCUGAGACCUCCCUGAUUGGUAUGGAGCCCCAGCAGAAGGUCACAGACAGCAGCCGGACACCAGAGCUUUCUCUAGAGGAGCUAAGUAUCAGUUCCAGACAGCAGCAGCUUCAAGCCUCAGCACCCAAGGUCACCGUGGCAGCAAGCGGCACUGAUCAGGGCUUACUACGAAAGCCAAACAGGAAGAGGAAGCUUCUAGAGGAUGUGGAGUCUGGAAAAACCCUACUGCUUGAUGCGUACAGAGUGUGGCAGCAGGGACAGAAAGUCAUGACCUAUGACCUAGGACGCAUUGAGAAGAUCAUGUCAGAGACUUACAUGCUCAUUAAACAGGUUGAUGAGGAUGUAGCUCUGGACCAAGCUGUGAAGUUCUGCCAGAUACAGCUGGCUGCUUCUGCCCAAAGACAGUCUGCAGGCGAUGCCCCGACCACGCCUAAAUAUACCAAGGAGCACCGAGACCUCUUCUUCCCCACCUCCCUGCCAACGCCCGUCCUCCUCAGCCACUCCACCUGCCACCCGCUUUCCACUCCGGACAGCCAAUCCAAAGCGGUGUACGAGCCCCUGAGCAAGCUGUCCAGACCUCAAACCUCAGGCUUCCACGAUCAGCCACAGCACAGGAGAGCAGCCAGCCACUCUGCUGCAGCCAUGGCCUUCCUACCACACACAGAGGAGCGGGAGGAGCCUUCAGAGGGACUUCUGUACCGACAGCAGGAGUCUCACCUUUGUCAGCAGAUGAAACUCGCCUCAGUGUCCCAGGGACAAGAAUCAACAGCUGGCUGGUUUCAAGAGGAAACAGCCACAUGUAGCAGCACACAACUUUGCCCAGACCAGCAGCAGUAUGCCAGCAGCGACCAGUCGAAGCUUCCAGACCCCAGCCGAAUCCGCUCCCGCGUCCCGCCCAACAUGCCAAAGCUUUUCAUCCCUUCCACCGUCACCAAGUUCCCACCAGAGAUCACGGUAACACCUCCCACACCCACACUUCUCUCCCCCAAAGGCAGCAUCUCAGAGGAAACUAAACAAAGACUUAAGAACGUCAUCCUGUCGUCCCAGUCUGCAGCCACAGUCAAGAAGGACACUCUGAGUCAGCCGGCACUGGAGGUACAGGAGACAUCCAGCCAGGAGUCGUCUCUGGAGAGCGAGUCGGACGAAGAGGACGACUACAUGGACAUCUGAGCCUCUGAAGGCGCAAACUGAACUCAAGUCACAUCUUGGCCUCACUCCACCAAACCCUGCGUCCCCCCCAUCUUAAAAAAAGGAAUGGUUCAGGCCAUCGCAGCUGUCUGUGUUGAUGCGGUUAUUUCUUCACGUGCAUUACAAACAGAAAAACGGAAAACAAAUGCAGUAUUCUCAUGAGCUGUCAUGUCACGGUGAUGAUGUAUCUGACAGACGAUGGUAGCUUCAGUCUCACAGCAUGUCUGUAAUGUGCCAUUUAUGCAUUUCACACAUCGGCUUAUUGAGCUCUCCUGCACCCACUGGACCUGGCAGAACAAAGACUCUGAUUCUUUAAAGCCAGCCGUUCGCCUGUUUAUGCAUCUUUUUGUACGUCGUGUGCUAACCGUAUCUCCAAGCCGCAGCUAAACGCUCGUCGCGUGAGGUGCCUCAGUCUGGAUCUACGCUCAGCAGCAUGCACCCGCUGCCCUCCAGUUCAGUAAUUUACUUUGGCAUGAGACUUUCAUCUCCAAGACGCGCUGCAUCGGUACAUGAUAUAUUUCAAUGAACACAAAGGUGAUGUGAGGACAGUCGGCUGCAUUCAAGGUUCGUCUGUGGAGCCGCACAGCCUCACAACCUGUAGCAGAUUGGAAAUGUUUACACUUAACGUUCGGGAUGUUUUUCAGUUUGCACUUAACUUUGUGCUAUUUUUGUACUCACCGUAAUUCUUGUAAUAUUUUGUCCUAUCUAUAUUUUUCUUUUCUUUCGUGUGCAUUUGUAGCUAAGAGGAACAGUUCUUACCAGGAAGACGUCCUGCCACCAGCACUGAUGUGAAUGAUACGGAAAGAGGUUUUUAGUCCUUACAAAUCAGCUUUUGUACAUAUCACAGUCCAAAUAUCUUUCCAAUACGUUAGGCUUUUAUGGGUUCAGUAUGAAGCUGGAGAAGCGAGUGCAUGUGUGAGAGGGUUGCUUCAUUUCCAAUCAACUCAGGAAACGACCCGACGCUACCAGACGCUGGUAUUUCCUGAUUUCAGUGGAUUUGAAAUGCAUACUGAAGAGGACUUUCUAAUACAGAUGCCUUUCCUUUGAAACCAUUUUGGUAAAUGUGUCACACUUCUAGCUUAACUCAGAGGAAGACAACCGAAUGUUUUUUACAGAUUGUUUUCUAUAAACGAUAUCAAAGAAAGAUAUUUACUGAUUAUGUUUCUUGAAAGCUGCAGAAAAAUAAUUUUUAAAAAGGGCACAAAUGAAUAAUUGUAAACUACUACCCUUGUUAAAAAAGAUUUUCUAUUUUAGUUCAUUAUUUUUUGUUUGUUUGGGGUUUUUUUUUUGGUGUAAGAUAGUUUUCUAUUGUUCUGCUGAUCUUCUAGGAAUGUACCACAGCUAAAGAGGUGACCAGGGUAAAGACUUUAGCUUGCCCCGGCCCCUGGUGCAGACUGCUGGAGUGGAACUGUUCUCUGUGUCUGGACUGAAUGCAUUAUAGAUGUCAAACCAAAAAUAUAUUUGAGAAACACAUAUUUGAGGUGUGAUUCCUUGCAUCAGAUAGAUGAUGGUUGUACAUCUCACGCCUCCUGGGUUUUGUGGGGACAUACUUAAGGGGCCAGUGUGGUUACAGCAGCUGUUACUGCCAUAACUAUGAUUCAUUGUAACACCUAUGGACACAUAAUGACAGGUGAUCUACUGAAAAGUCUACUUUUUCAAUGAUAACUUGUUGAUAUUAGGAAGCAAAAGUAAAAGCAUCCUACAGUGUGCAUAUACAGUUGCAUGACAAUACGUACAAUGCUUCGUUUUUGUCACUUCCAAGAGAGAAUACAAACAUUUUUCUUCUACUCUUUCCACUUAUUAUAAACUAGAGAAGCUCAAUGCAUCAUUCAUCAGUUGAUGAAGCCUUUAAAAUGAAACAUCAGCAGCGGCCCAAAGUGAACAAUGACACAUAGAUUUAUGGUUUUGUUUGAAAAUGCUAAAUGGAAAUAAAUAUGGUGCAUUUUACAUGUAAAUUAAA